Molecule: messenger RNA, 1550 nt
Organism: Dunckerocampus dactyliophorus (ringed pipefish)
Lineage: Eukaryota; Metazoa; Chordata; Actinopteri; Syngnathiformes; Syngnathidae
Gene: nus1
Product: NUS1 dehydrodolichyl diphosphate synthase subunit
Exons: 5
Coding region: 131-1006 (291 amino acids)
Cellular component (GO): endoplasmic reticulum membrane; dehydrodolichyl diphosphate synthase complex
Molecular function (GO): ditrans,polycis-polyprenyl diphosphate synthase [(2E,6E)-farnesyl diphosphate specific] activity
Source: RefSeq, a predicted model, not a curated record
GCCAGGAAGAGAGCAAGAUGGCGGCAGGCAGGUGACAUGGACACGAAUGAGUCAGACUAAUACUCACACAUAAGAGGCUUCUGCAGCCGUUGUAAUAUUUCAGUUCAGUUUAGCGGAAGUAAGGAUAUUAAUGGCGCUGUUGUAUAGCUUCUUAUGGAGGCUUUUGCUGUUCGUGCUCCACAGCAACAGAGCGCUCGUCUCCUGGCUCCGUGUGCUGCUUCGGAGCUGCAAUGGCCGGCUGUGGGAGCGUGCUGUGGCCGCACUGUUAUUACCGAUGUCCCUAGCUGGCUUUCAGGACCAACGAAGGAAAUAUAAUCACAGACCCGACGCUAACGGCACUCCGGUAACUGGAGACGGUGCUGACAGUCGGCGACACCGGUGGCUUACUGAUGGCAAAGCUUUGGACAAGUUACCGGUGCACAUCGGCCUCUUGGUAGCCGAAGAAGAACACAGCUACACGGACAUUGGCAACAUGGUGGUCUGGUGUAUGGCUGUUGGUAUAUCCUAUGUCAGCAUCUAUGACAACCACGGUAUUUUCCGGAAGAACAACUCCCGCUUGCUGGAGGUGAUACUUAGACAACAGAAGGAUCUUCUGGGUGUAGAAGGAUCCAAAUACAAUGUGGAAUUCCUUUGUGAUUGUGCUGAUGAACACCAGAAUCAUGUGUUGUCAUGCAAGCCCACAGUGAAGGUCUUGUCUCCAGAAGAUGGGAAGCAGAGUAUCGUUAACGCAGCACGGCAACUCUGUCGCUCUGUGGAGAACAAAGAGAGGAGCUCCAAAGACAUUAGUGUCUCCAUGUUGGACACACUGCUCAGAGAGUCAAAAAAUAUUCCAGAUCCUGAACUGGUGGUAAAGUUCGGUCCGGUGGACAGCACUCUUGGCUUCCUCCCCUGGCACAUCAGACUCACUGAAUUCAUCUCCCUGCCGUCACACAGAAACAUCUCUUAUGAGGAGUUACUGGGCGCCCUGCAGCGCUACGGACAAUGUCAGCAGAGGUUGGGCCAGUGAUGUUCCUCACAAAAGACCACUUGACUCUGUCAGGACAAGUUACUGCUGUCCCACACUUGAGGUUUCUCCUGCAUCUCCAUGACUGGAGUCGGAGCCAGAUGGCUGACUUCCUGCCACCAGCUCAUGUUCUCCAACCAAGUGCCAAGAGGAAGGACACCAACCAGCAUGCUGAUGGUGAUGAGAGGACUGUCUGUCCUCUACAUUCCAUGUCCAGCUGCUGUUUACCACUGGAAUCACACAGCAAGAACAAAGCAGGCAUUGUGCCGCUGCAGAAAUGACAAACUCAAGCAUGAGAUUGGAACGAUGAGAGGAAGUGGAGCUGAGGGACAGGGUGAUUGAUGAGAUGUAAAUAUGAGCACUUCAUGUGUCUCAUUGUCUUUCUUCAUACUUUUUAUUGAAGGCUGCAGCUUGACUGUCCGUCCUUAAUAAACAAAUGCACUGUUUCUUCCUCUGUGUGUGUGUGGACCAAUUAACAUUUGAUGACCAAAUGACAAGCUCUAUUGCCCGUUGAGAAGGUAGAGUUGUUAAAAAAAAAAAAAAAAGA